Besnoitia besnoiti is the source of this 354-nucleotide messenger RNA. Its product is annotated as peptidylprolyl isomerase. The record is from RefSeq and is a predicted model, not a curated record. Bases 1 to 354 code for a protein of 117 amino acids. The transcript has a single exon. Gene Ontology annotation, cellular component: cytosol; nucleus. NCBI's taxonomy places the organism in Eukaryota, Apicomplexa, Conoidasida, Eucoccidiorida, Sarcocystidae. Gene Ontology annotation, molecular function: peptidyl-prolyl cis-trans isomerase activity.
AUGUCUGGUUCGCCACCCGAUCAGGUGCGCUGCAUGCACGUGCUGAUAAAGCACAACGGGUCAAGAAAUCCGGUUUCUCGCCGCACCAACCAGCCUGUUACUAAGUCCAAAGACCAGGCCCGGGCUGAAUUGCAGGCUAUUCAGGCCAGUGGCCUUUCUCCUGAGAACUUCACGCAGUUUGCAAGUCAAUACAGCGACUGUGGCUCGUUUCAGAGAGGGGGCGACCUGGGCUUUUUCACACGAGGAAUGAUGCAAAAGCCAUUCGAAGACGCGUCAUUCGCUUUGCAGGUUGGGGAAAUUAGUGGCAUUGUUGACACUGAUUCGGGCUUGCAUAUUAUUUUCAGAAUCGCAUGA